This is a messenger RNA of Enterobius vermicularis (human pinworm), 1029 nucleotides long. The record is from the annotation of a GenBank genome assembly. Lineage: Eukaryota; Metazoa; Nematoda; Chromadorea; Rhabditida; Oxyuridae.
AUGCAACUAUUGGAUCUGAACGAAGACUGUAUACGUUUAGUGUUAUUAUAUUUGGAUGCCAAAAGUCUAUGCAGAUUUUCGCAAAUUUCAAAAUUGGCUAAAGAAUACUGUGAUCGAAAUAGGAAUGCUAAAUGGUUUCCAAAAGCAAAUUUUGAUGUUGUAACUACAGCCGAUCUUGAAUUGAGCAAGUUUCAAUAUAUUGCACAAAAUGAUAUAACUGAUGUCAUCUUAGAAGGAGCAACUACAAGUUUACGGACUUUCUCCUUAGAUUCUCUUCUAGACAGAACAAGAUAUGGUCGUUAUAAUCUGGCACUUGUUACACUUGUUGCCAGAUUUUUUGACCUCAGCACUGCGUUACGGUGUCUUGACGAAGCACGAAUAACCAAUGCUAAACAGUACAGCUUUUCUUGGGAAGAUAUUGAGAACGGUGCAGAAACAAAAGUCGGUUUAAAGGAGAAUAACUCCAUGACUCGAGAAACUUUAGUACAAAUUGUUGGAUUCGACUGCGAUGCUUGCAAAGCCAUUUUGAAAAUUUAUGCUGAUGUCAUCGGGCCUUUUGACGAAAAAGCAGAUUUAGAAAAACGAGCGGAAAUGCAGUACAGUUUACUACUACAAACGUUGUCAGAUGAAAACAAGUCCCUCGAAUUAGCUAAUUUGUGGAACACAGCUGAAAAGUUGCUAUCAAUGAUAGAGCAGUUUUGUAAGGAUAGUGGUGAGCAUACAGGUACGCUGGCAGACUUUCGGUUCUCCUUUAUUGUUGUAAACGGGAGCAUAGUGAUGAGUUCGCUAAAGAUACUUCUAAGAAAGUUAAAGCAGGAAGAAAUAUUACAUCAUUACGCUCAUUACGGCAACAGUUUUGUGCUUAUACCCAAGAACCUUCUUCGACUUAACCUCUGCUUGGAAGAGGUCAGCCCGGGAAAUCUUUCAGUAUGCAUCCAGAAUGCUCGAGGUUUAUACGUCGAUCAAAUACUGGUAACUUUUUCUUUCGCUAAUUUUGCCUUCAAAGUGCCACAAUUAGUAGUAGAUUAA